AUUUACUACAUGGCAACUUUUAUGUUGUCUCUGACAUCUUGUGAUCACAAGAUCUCUCCGUUUUGAGUUUUCUGUCAAGGCAAAAAUUGGGCGAAAAAAGGCCGUCCCGUUUGGGAAUUACGGGUAGAAAAGCUCCAAUUUGCUCAACAAAUAUCUCAAGAUGAGAUACUUCCUUACCUACUUGUUCGUGCUCCUCGUGGGUCUCGCUGUAACAAUAUUUUCGUUGUACUACCUCUUGAAUGGAAAGGGUGAGCAAAUCAGUGUGGGAUGGUUUUUGGAAAACACAUCCCCUUACAUGUGGGGUACGUUGGGCAUCGCGUUCGCAGUGGCAUUUUCAGUGGUCGGCGCUGCGAUGGGCAUCCACACGACUGGAGUCAGCAUAGUUGGCGGAGGUGUCAAAGCACCUAGAAUCAAGACGAAGAAUUUGAUCUCCGUCAUCUUUUGUGAAGCUGUUGCUAUUUACGGAUUGAUCACCGCGAUUGUGCUGUCUGGUAUGCUGGAACGGUACACAGAACCUAUCCUUGACAUUGCUAUCAAGCAACAAAACUGGAUGGCUGGCUAUGUGAUGUUUGGAGCAGGUCUAGCCGUAGGCCUUGUCAACCUGUUUUGUGGUAUCGCCGUCGGAAUAGUUGGCUCUGGAGCAGCCUUAGCUGAUGCAGCCAAUGCAGCUCUAUUUGUGAAGAUCCUGAUUGUAGAAAUUUUCGGAUCUGCCAUAGGUCUCUUUGGACUUAUUGUUGGAAUUUACAUGACGUCAAAAGUCAAGAUGGGCAAUCAGUAAUUUAGGAAGAAAUAAAAACACGAAAAUUAAGUUGGACUACAGCACUGGAUAGUUCCUGCCUUGACUAAUAGCAAAAUCUGUAAACCCAAGUUCAGUGCUUAUCAAGAUAUUAAACACAGGAGUAAAACAAAGCUUAAAAUUUAUAUUAUUACAGUGUUGAAGAUGUGCAUGUUUGGAUAACCAACA
Chilo suppressalis (striped riceborer) is the source of this 964-nucleotide messenger RNA. The record is from the annotation of a GenBank genome assembly. Lineage: Eukaryota; Metazoa; Arthropoda; Insecta; Lepidoptera; Crambidae.